GGGAGCAGAGAGGCUGGCCUAAUGCUGUCCACUCUCCAGAGAACUUUCUAUCAGCGGCCAGCGUGGGAUUCCUUUAGGGAUCUGCAGUUGUGAAGAGCAAACAGGAUUUUAAAAAGUUUUGAAAACAGAAGAGUGUCCGUGUAAAGCUAUAGAUGGUGGGCAGGGGAAAUCCACAACUGCACUCGUCCUGCAGGGACGUGAAAGGGUUAAAAGGCAGAGCACGGAUCGUGUGUCAUCGCGGCAGCUCACUGUAGCCAGGGGACCCAGGGAAAACCAGCACAUUGUACGUGCACGCACUGAGCGAGCGCCAUGGCUGAGUACACCAGAGGGAAUGUUUACCAGGCAGCGUUUGAUCCCAAGGCCUAUCUGGAAUAUUUUAAGUUUGGAGAAGGCUCCGUGGGAGAUGAAUAUCUGAACUUUGCUCUGAAACAUUAUUGUAAAGCCUUCGCUUCAGGUGACAUGAAAGGAGACACCCUGAUUGACAUCGGCAGUGGCCCCACCAUUUACCAGCUCCUGUCCGCCUGCGAGAACUUUAAGGAGAUCGUCGCUUCCGACUACACAGACCGGAACCGCCAGGAACUGGAGAAAUGGCUGAAGAAGGAGCCGGGAGCGUUUGAUUGGACCCCAGUGGUGAAAUACGUCUGUGAGCUGGAAGGAGACAGGUAG
Messenger RNA from Pelodiscus sinensis (Chinese soft-shelled turtle), 666 nucleotides. Lineage: Eukaryota; Metazoa; Chordata; Testudines; Trionychidae. The record is from RefSeq and is a predicted model, not a curated record.